This is a messenger RNA of Synchiropus splendidus (mandarinfish), 1028 nucleotides long. Its product is annotated as LIM domain transcription factor LMO4-B-like. The record is from RefSeq and is a predicted model, not a curated record. The transcript is spliced from 5 exons. Bases 259 to 729 code for a protein of 156 amino acids. NCBI's taxonomy places the organism in Eukaryota, Metazoa, Chordata, Actinopteri, Syngnathiformes, Callionymidae.
UUCUUAUUAAAGUUCCGUCCGUCACAGACGCGCCGUCACUGAGCUGCUGCAGGUGUGGGCGACGCUCUGUCGCCUCGUGCCCUCUUGGACGCGUAUGUCGGAUUAGGCGCCCUCCGUCCCGGACCAUGUUUGCGGCGUGACGCGCUGUGAAAGUUCCGUCUCAAGACAAGGGUGUGCCAUUGAGACGCACCUGCGCUGACGUCACCCUCAGACCUGGCCAAGCGAGGAGUUGGCGUGUGCGCAGGAGCUGACGCGGCCAUGGUGAACAGCCAGGCGGCGGGCCUCCCCCGCUCCUGCGCAGGAUGUGGCGGGAAGAUCGCCGACCGCUUCCUGCUCUUCUCCAUGGAGCGCUACUGGCACACGGGCUGCCUCAAGUGCACGUGCUGCCAGGCCCCGCUGGGCGACCUGGGCACCACCUGCUACAGCAAGGGCGGCAUGAUCCUGUGCCGGGGCGACUACAUCAGGUUGUUCGGCCACAGCGGUGCGUGCAGCGCCUGCAGCGAGUCCAUCCCGGCCAGCGAGCUGGUGAUGAGGGCGCAGGGCCACGUCUAUCACCUCAAGUGUUUCAGCUGUGCCACCUGCCGGAACAGACUCAUGCCCGGUGAUCGCUUCCACCUCAUCAACGGGACCAUCUUCUGUGAGAACGACAGGCCGGGCGCUGCCUUGCUCAACAGCCACCUGCCGCCGCUGCAGGGCAGCUCUCUGCUGACAGACCAAAAGGUCUGCUGAGACGGAGAUGUCGCGGAUCCUCCUGCAAUUUCUCGCCUCACGUUCCUUCCCGCGGAGUCCUCGCACUCUUCUGUCUUAUAUUUACGCUCGACGGCGCCUCACUUCUGGGAUCGACUCAUCAGGACUGACGGACAAUCUGAGCAAAGACUCUGGACGUCUGCGGACGGGACCUUCAGUGAGCAACACCUGUGUUUCCUUCACGAACUUCUGAACUCCUGAACACACGCCACACACUUCGGUGGGGCACCGGACCCGUGUCUGUUCCUGGGUGUCAAAGGUUUAAUAAAAACAAAAAUGUC